Jaminaea rosea is the source of this 1225-nucleotide messenger RNA. RefSeq lists its product as hypothetical. The record is from RefSeq and is a predicted model, not a curated record. NCBI's taxonomy places the organism in Eukaryota, Fungi, Basidiomycota, Exobasidiomycetes, Microstromatales. The transcript is spliced from 2 exons. The coding region runs from base 214 to 912 and encodes 232 amino acids.
CAGUCUGUUCUUCCACACACCAGCCGAGAAGUUCUCCGGGGCACUCAUUGCCGUCGUAUCGUGGGUAUUGCUGCCCAAGGGUGGAUAGCAACAUUGCAAUCGCAGACAUAGCAAUGAAAGACGCGAGCACGAGCUGCGCAUGGUAGUACGCGCGCCGUCCUCGCUCGCCAUCUAUUUUCCUGCGCAAGCAACACGCAGAAGAAGUAGCCGCGGAUGACCGAGCCCCGUUUCUAUUCGCGGUGGGCGACGAGCGACGAAGUAGCAGACCGCUGCGACUGCCGACGGAUGAGAAGAAGAGUGCAGCGCGUACGAGAGAGCCGACGUCAGUCUCGAUCUGGUUUGGUCUCAGUCUGCCAGCCUAGCGCGACGCAAACAACACUUCUUUGCUGCGUGCUUGUGGGCUGUGAGCUGCUGCGAAAGAAAGAGAAAAGCAGUUUUCGAACCAGGCGGGACUAUGGAGCAGCAGAGGCGGGAAGGAGCGAAGAGCGGCGGGCGGCGGGCGGAGAGACACGGACUCGACGGCGCAGAGCAACCAGGGAGAGAGCUGUGGGUGGUGAGGCGAUGUGGUGGGCGCUUUCGACUCGAGGCGAGCGAGGGGCAGAGAGGAAAGGGCAGCAGAGGCGCCUUCCUUGUCCGCGGCCGGCGGGGCGGGCGUCUCGCCUCUCGUCUCUGCCUGCGUAUUGGCUGUCGAUCUGGCGCCGUCGCUCCGAUGGAAUGGAAACGUUGACCGGCCAUCGUCCACCUCUUCCUGCUGCUCUCAAUCUCAUCGACUGGCCACGCCACGCUACGCUGAGAAUCACUUCCUUUCCUUCCUCUUUCAACCAACUCCCUUCUCUAGUCAUUGCAGUAGCGAUAGAAGCCGGCGGACUGCAAAGCUCGCUCGCAUCUUUGAAGACGAAACCUUGUUGCUAGACGACAGAUACACACGGCAGUACGCUCCCACCUCCCACCACCACACGCACGCACACACGCUCUCUCUUUCACCGACAUCGCCAUGUCCUCGACCAAAGUAGACACACUCGUCAUCGGAGCAGGCCCCACUGGUCUUGGUGCCGCUAAGCGUCUUCACCAGCUCCACUCGACGGGCGCCGCUUCCUCCUCAUCCUCGGAGCCUUGGCUGCUCAUCGACUCGUCAGACGAGGCAGGUGGUCUCGCCUCAACGGACGUCACUCAGGAGGGCUUCCUCUUCGAUGUUGGAGGACACGUCAUCUUCUCGCACUACGCC